AUGUGUAGGGCCUUCCCUACAACGCUGAAGGGCCCUGUAAGGGUGUGGUUCAGCCGACUGACGCCUAACUCCAUUAGCACUUUCAAGGAGCUAAGCACUCAGUUUAUCGCACACUUCAUCGGGGGACAUAGGUAUAAGAAGUCCACGACGUGCUUGAUGAGCAUCAAGCAACAAGAGAACGAGACACUGAGAUCUUACAUAACCUACUUCAAUAAGGAAGCACUCUCAAUCGAUGAAGCCGACGAAAAAAUACUUGUAGCAGCCUUCACGAAUGGAUUGCGGAAGGACGCGCUGCUGGCUUGGGAGAAAAAGCCCAAGAAGAGGGAGAGACAAGAAGACACACGACAGGACCAAGGGCGGAAGAAGGCAAGAACAGGAGACCGAAGGGAUAAAAGGCACUCUAAGCCCCUAGGAGGAAGGUUCACAAGCUUCACUCCAUUGACCGUCCCGAUAGAUCAAGUCCUAAUGCAAAUCAAGGAUGAGGGGGCUCUGAAAUUCCCCAGAAAGCUGAAGGGAGACCCUAACAAGCGAUCUAGAGACAAAUAUUGCCGUUUCCACCGUGAUCACGAUCAUUACAUAGCCGAUUGCUACGACUUAAAGCAGUAG
Molecule: messenger RNA, 606 nt
Organism: Quercus robur (English oak)
Lineage: Eukaryota; Viridiplantae; Streptophyta; Magnoliopsida; Fagales; Fagaceae
Exons: 2
Coding region: 1-606 (201 amino acids)
Source: RefSeq, a predicted model, not a curated record